Molecule: messenger RNA, 1212 nt
Organism: Ziziphus jujuba (common jujube)
Lineage: Eukaryota; Viridiplantae; Streptophyta; Magnoliopsida; Rosales; Rhamnaceae
Product: glucan endo-1,3-beta-glucosidase
Exons: 2
Coding region: 69-1112 (347 amino acids)
Biological process (GO): carbohydrate metabolic process
Cellular component (GO): plasma membrane
Molecular function (GO): hydrolase activity, hydrolyzing O-glycosyl compounds
Source: RefSeq, a predicted model, not a curated record
UAUAUAUCCAUUUGAUGGAUAUAAUCUGUAUAGAAACGCUAUAAAGUCUCUAUUAGUAUUUCAUCUUUAUGGCUUUUUCAUCUAUAUUAACAACAAAUAAAGCCCAUAUGGCUUCCCCAUUGCUGAUACUUGGGUUGUUAUCCAGCCUCGUAAUAUCAGGUGUACAAUCAAUUGGAGUUUGCUAUGGAAGAAAUGGAAACAAUUUACCACCUGCAAGUGAAGUUGUACAACUCCUCAAAAGCAAUGGAAUUACAGGGGUGAGAAUCUACGAACCAAACCAGCCAACUCUCCAAGCCCUCAAGGGAUCAAACAUUGAAGUCACCAUCGGCAUCCUCAACCAGAACCUACAGCCCCUUACCAAUCCUGCAACCGCAACAGAAUGGGUCCAAAACAAUGUCAGAGCCUACUCGCCCGAUGUCAAAUUCCGGUACAUCGCAGUCGGGAACGAAGUCCAUCCUGGAAAUGAAGCAACCAACCAUCUCCUCCCUGCCAUCCAGAACAUCCACAAUGCAAUCAAAGCAGCAAACUUGCAGGACCAAAUCAAAGUGUCAACAGCAAUCGACACAACUUUGUUGGCCAACACCUUUCCGCCAUCGAAUGCGGAAUUCAGCGGACCAGCAAGUUCAUUCAUCAAACCAAUCAUCACAUUCCUAGCCAACAAUGGCUCACCUUUACUAGCCAAUAUCUACACCUACUUCGGCCGCGUCGAUACCCCGAAUGAUAUCAGCCUUCCCUAUGCCUUGUUCACUUCACCGGGAGUCGUUUUCCAAGACCAAAACACGAAACUCGAUUACCGGAAUUUGUUCGAUGCUCUGCUCGAUUCUCUGUACACUGCUCUUGAGAAAGCAGGGGCACCAAACUUGCAGGUUGUGGUAUCGGAGAGCGGUUGGCCGUCAGCAGGUGGUACUGAAGCAAGUGUUGAGAACGCAGGGACUUAUUAUAAGAAUUUCAUAAACCAUGUGAAAAAUGGGACUCCAAAGAAAAAGGGAGCGAUUGAAGCUUAUCUUUUUGCAUUGUUUGAUGAGAACCAGAAAGGUGGUGAUGAAAUUGAGAAGCAUUUUGGCAUUUUCAAUGCUAAUAAACAACAGAAAUACCAACUUAGCUUCAAUUAGAUACUUAUGGAGUUCUAUAAAAUAAUACCAUAUUUUGGUACAUGUAUUAAAGUUUGGUUUAAAUAAAGAGUGCCUCCUGUGCCCGAUAAAUUUCCUUUCA